Molecule: messenger RNA, 5465 nt
Organism: Rhopalosiphum maidis (corn leaf aphid)
Lineage: Eukaryota; Metazoa; Arthropoda; Insecta; Hemiptera; Aphididae
Product: homeotic protein antennapedia-like
Exons: 5
Coding region: 1129-2283 (384 amino acids)
Biological process (GO): anterior/posterior pattern specification; negative regulation of transcription by RNA polymerase II
Cellular component (GO): nucleus
Molecular function (GO): RNA polymerase II cis-regulatory region sequence-specific DNA binding; DNA-binding transcription factor activity, RNA polymerase II-specific
Source: RefSeq, a predicted model, not a curated record
CCCAUUAUUGUAAGGACAAACUUUUUGGAGCCCAUAACACACACAGCACACUUUAUAGCUUUUAUAUCGUCGUGUUCCAUUUCCACGCCGCUCCUGUACAUUGUAUUUUUAUUUCGUUUGUUUUGGUUCUCUCUAAUAUUAUAUAUUAUUAUAUUAUAUUAUACGUCGUCAUUAUUAUUUGUUUAUUUUUUAUUCAUACACCGGUAUCUAUAUUUUAAUUUAUUUUCUGUUUGUAACGUAUUUGAUUUUUCACCGUUAUCGCUGACCCGCCAAAAUAUUUACAACACGCCGAUCCAAACGCGCGGAAAAUCGUAUUUUUAAUCGUGACGAAAAAAUGCAUGCUAAACACCGAUCGUUUUAUAAUUUAACCGCCACAGUUUUUCGUUGUACGGUAUUCGAUUUUUGUUGAAGCGAUUUUUUUUUUUAACCAUCACUCUAAUUAAUUAAAUCACCGCGGUUUUUGUUUUGUUUGUUUGGUUUUUAUUUCAUUUUAUUUUUAUCAAAACACACAUUAUUUUAAACACAGUUCAUUGAAGUCUACUCGUCAUUCAAACGAUUUCUCAGGACCAACAUAAUCGAUCCAAAAUCAUCUGUGUCCACGGAGCACUAAAUCGACGUACACGAAAAAGGGGCGGAUUUCGCGUGCCCGACCAAGUGAUCGCGACGACCGUCACCAGCACCAGCACCAGCAAAAGCAGAACAUCCAACGCCAUCAGCAGCAGCAGAACCGUCAACCGUACAGGUACCGGAAAAACCGCGAUCGCGGUUGGAUCAGCGAGUGCGAUACAGCAGUCAGCAGCGAAUCGGUCAGCAACCACCGGACGACACGUCUACCGUUGACCGUAGGACGGUUGCUCGUCGACGACCACCGUUGCUACCAACAAUACUAUCAUCAGCACUGUCGAUAUCCGCACCAACAACAGCACCGCUACCGGAUUGACGGCGACGAUGACGGCGUGCCGCGACGUUGCACUUGUCGGUGGCCACUAGAAGCCGCGCCACACGGCAGUCCAGCGGUACACCUCACCGGUGUGUAAUUACGGUACAUCGAACACCACACAUUCUCGCAACCGCGGUCCAGUGUCAGCGGCCGGCAAAGUGGAGGGCAACUGCGGCGACCUGUUGAACAUGAGCUCGUACUUUGCCAACUCGUACAUGCCGUCCGACAUGCGGAACGGCGGAGGCGGUGGCAGCGGCGGAGGCGGCGUGCUCGGCGGCGUCGGCGGAAUCGUCGGCGGCGGAGGCGGAGGCGGCGGCGGCGGCGGUGGCGGUGGCGUGGUCAUGGAUCACCACCACCACGGUCAGCAGCACUACGUGGACAACGCGCCGUGCGACCCGACCGCCCGGCAGGGCAUACCACCGCACCACUACGUCGGGCCCACCGUCGGCGGACAGCCGCCCCAGGGCAUGCCGUACCCGCGGUUCCCGCCCUACGACCGGAUGGAAAUCCGGCAAGCGGCCGCGGCGGCCGGCUACUACAACAACCACCACCAGUCGUCCAUGGACGGCUACAGCAGGCCCGAAUCACCCAUCGGCGGUGGCCUGGUCGGCGGCGGCGGCGGCGGCGGCAUGGGACAGAUGACCAUGAACGGCCACACGCCCGUCGUGUACGCCACGUGCAAGCUCCAGGCCUCGGUGGCCAACGGUCUCGUUGAGCCGGGAAGCCCCACCGACAUGGUCGACAUGACCAACCACCACCAGCAGCAGCAAAUGACGGCCGCCGGUCACCACCAUCACCAGCAGCAGCAGCAGCACCACCAUUCGGCGCCGCCGCCACAGUCGCAUCAUCAACAGCAGCAGCAGCAACAGCAGGCGUACUUCAGCAAUCUGAGUCCGCACCACCACCAACAGCAACAGCAGCAGUCCGUCGUCCCGCCGGCGCCCGGACACCACAACCAGGUCGUGGUCAACCCGCACCAGCAGACGCCACCGCUGCAGACGCCCACCGCUCAGAAUCAACAGGCGGUCAACAACAACUCGUUGCCGAGUCCACUGUACCCGUGGAUGCGAAGCCAAUUCGGUCCAGACUCAGAGCGGAAACGCGGCCGGCAAACGUACACCAGGUACCAGACGCUGGAACUGGAAAAGGAGUUCCAUUUCAAUCGGUAUCUGACCCGAAGGCGGCGGAUCGAGAUCGCGCACGCGCUGUGCCUGACAGAGCGGCAGAUAAAGAUAUGGUUCCAGAACAGGAGGAUGAAGUGGAAAAAAGAGAACAAGACCAAGGGCGGCGACGGCCAGGGCGGCGACGGUAGUGAUAUCACGCCGCAGACAUCGCCGCAGUGAUUACGCCGCGACUUCUCGUCAUUUUAUUAAUAUUAUAAUUAUUAUUAUUAUUAUAAUUAUUAUUGUUGUUGUUACUGUUGUACUUGUACGCGCGCGUGUGUGUGUAGAGGUGAAAAGGCCCAUAGUUUUCCGUGUGCCGUACGCGUGUGUGCGUGUUGCAAAGUGUCUUUUGGGCGCGCGCACUUUCGAUUGUGCGUGAUGUUUGUGUUAGCGUUUGAGUGUGAAUAAAUACGCGCGCGCCCGGUCCAUGGUCGCUCUGGCGAGAUGCAGGACGAUUAUGGACUUUGACAUUUAUCGUAUAUACUUUAAAAAAAUAUUCCAAAUGAUAAUAAUAAUAAUUAUAUACUAUCGCUCUGUAUAAACAUUAAUAUUCAUUAUAAUAUUGGUCAUCAUCAUAUUACAAUAUGUUGUUACUGCGAAUACAGAGCGGGGUUUAGGUGGUAAACAAUAAUAUUUUUUUAAUCAAUAAUCUUCUUAUUGCAUAUUGAAAGAAUAAAACAUAAUAUAACACAACAAAAUGUUGAUAUUUCGUUCUGGGUAUAUUAUCUAUAUACGCAUAAAACGUAUCUUAAAUAAAUUUUUCAUUUUUUGAAAAUAGGAAAACGUCUUUUUAUCAAUUUUUAUCAUACCGACGGCAAUACUAUAAUAUAUAAUUACGUGUAAAAUUUUCCCUCGCUUAGGAAACUUAUUCUAAGAUUGUGUCUAAGUCAUUAUGUCGUAGGUUUUUUUUUAGUUCUCGUUUAAGUUUUAUUUAGUUCUAAGCAAACAAAUAAUAACGAUAGAAAUGAUGACGUAAUAUUUUUUUUCCAAAUAUCCAAAGAAAAAUGACAUAAUGCUCGCUGGUUUACCAAGAAGUAGUUAUUCACGCGUGUACCCCCCACACACACACUCAUACACACAAAUAUAAAUAUAUACGAUAUGGAUAUUAUAAUUACAAUAAAAAUACACUAAGUAAUAUAUUAUAUCGUAAUCAUUUUUUAAGAUAUUUUGUUACGAGCGUAUCGUUGCAGUCAAUGAUAUGCGCUCGGGAUCUCAAAACCAGCUCAAAUAACACGUUCUCGAUAAUAAUAAUGUGUAUCUAACAUAUUUGCCUUAUCUUAAUAUACGUGUUGUACACAAUACAUAAUAUAUAUAUGUAUAUAUAUCUAGACAUAUUGUGUAUCAUAUUAAUUUGUAUAUAAUAUGUGUGUUAGUGUUUGUCUGUGUGUGUGUGUGUGUGUGUGUGAUUAUGUCUCUAUAUAUAUAUCGGUUUAAAAUUCCAGGACCAGUUGUUGUUUGUUUGUUUUUAUUUUUUAUUCAACUAAUAGUGCCAUUAGGAAUUAGACUGGUGCCGCAAUUCGCGUCCGAUACGGUGAAGGCGGUGUGAUCUUAUUUUCGCAAUCACAGCAUUCGUCAUAAUAACACUGCAUGUGUCUUGUGUGUGCACCGCUAAUUGUUUUUACUGUCGUUGGACUCCGUCGUUAAAACUUUAAAUCACUAUGCGUAUAAUAACAUAUUAUUAUACAUUAUUAUAUAGGUACUUGUUGUUUUGGCCACGACCUUCGGUCACACGAAUACCGUAUAACCAACCGCUGCCGCCACCACAGUAAAUAUUUAAAUAAUAAAUACCUGCGAUAUUGUAUACAAUAUUAUAAUGUCAGUUUUUUCGUGUAUAUUGAAUAAAACGUGGAAUGGGGCUCGGGGAAUCGCGCGCGCGAUCGGACGCGGAAUUGCGGUGAAAUAACAAUGAUAAUAAAAUUAUAUAUUUAUUAUAUUAUUGUAACAAUAUAAAUGCUAACGUACCAAAGGUGGUAUUUGCGUAUUCUUUUGUUUUUGUUUUUUUUUAUUUAAUUUAUUUAUUUACGUUUUAAUUUUUUUUUUUUUUUGUGUGUGUGUAAGAGAGAAUACAUAAUAAGAGGAAAAAUAACGCGUGACUCAAGUACAUGCAUGUAUAUUAAGUAAUUAUAUAUAAAUUAUUUAAAUGUGUACAUAUAGUAUAUAUAUUAAAAUAUGUUUAGACUUUGUAUAUUGUAAUAAGGUAAAAAAAAAAAAAUGUUUAUAUAUUAAUUAGAGAUCGGUCCAUGCCACUACUUGUUUACUUGUUUUCUCACACAAACUAUAUAUAUAUAUAUAUUUUUUUUUUCGAGUACACAAUAAUACUAUAUAAUUACUAUCAUUGUGUUUAAGAAAAUCCGCAAACUCAUUUUUGAAAAAAAAAAUGAAAAAAUUGAAUGUGCAAUUUCAUCGGCUCCGCGAAUCAGCUGUUUCCGUAUACAUAGGUACGCAGAAAAUCGAUUAUGAUUGUUAUUAUUAUAAUGCAUGCGUGUUAUGCUCACGCAUAAGCGGAAAUUAUUGAUUAUCAGCCCGUUUCAUUAAUUAUAAUUAUUAAAUGCAAAUUAUUUUAUUUCUCUUGUAUAUACAUCAUAGGUAUUCUUUCUAUAUGAAUAUAUUAUAUAAAAUAUAUAAAAAAACAUUUAUAGGAAAAGUGUUUUUCAAAAUUGAAAAUCGUUACGAUUUAUUUUACAUUAUUUCUUCGUAAUAUUGUACAGUUCAGAGAGAUUUUAUUUAUAUAUAUAAAAAACAAUAAUAUUAAUAUUAUAUACAAUUUUAUUAUAUUAUAUAGAAAAAAAGCGUGCGUGUGCUGGUAGAUUCUUCAUUUUAUUAACCAUUUUGUUUUUUCGUUUUUAAUUUUAUCAUUAUUAUUAUUAUUAUUUUUGUAAAAAGAAUUUUUGUAUAAAAAAUUUAUUUAUUCUGCAAAGCCUGGCAAGGAUUACCUCUAAUUUAUUUUUACAUGCUAGGUAAAACAGUGUAAAAAUGAAAAAAACGACAUAUAUACGUAAUUAAUAAGUCUUGUUUAUUUUUUUGAGUCGUGAUAAAUAACAUUGAUGUUGAGUACUUAUAUUGUAAUACCAAAAAAGGAAAAAAUAACAAAAUUUUAAAAAUCAACGUUGACACAUUUUUUAAUUUAUCGACAUUACUUAAUUAAUAUUUUUAAUAUUUUUUCCGAUUAAAAUAUAUAUAUAUAUAUUAUUAUGUAAUAAACGGUCAGUACAAUGAAUAUUAAGAUAACUGAGUGUUGUUAUGCAGCAUUCACGAUAAGUUCCUCCUAAAAUAUUAGAAUUAGUGUUCGUUACAUUUUUAGAUUAAUUAAGUAGAAUUUUAUGUUAAUUAAUUAAAAAAAAAAAUGAACUUUUUUUUUUAAU